Messenger RNA from Gekko japonicus, 3295 nucleotides. It is a transcript of the gene PODN, whose product is annotated as podocan. The transcript has 10 exons. Bases 6 to 1850 code for a protein of 614 amino acids. Gene Ontology annotation, molecular function: protein binding. The record is from RefSeq and is a predicted model, not a curated record. Lineage: Eukaryota; Metazoa; Chordata; Lepidosauria; Squamata; Gekkonidae.
UUUUGAUGACCAGCAAGUACACCAAGGAAGAGGUCUCCCACGUAUUUCUGACAGUGGAAAUGUACCCAAAGUUCAUCAUCCUGUUUCCUGUGUUGUGGCUGUUGGCACUUGGCUCUAGCAGGAUUCAAGAUCAGAAGGGUGAAGACAGCAAUGAUUUUCCAGAAAACUCAUCUGAAAUGCUCAACCCAGAACACAACUCCUUGGCUCCAGAUUGCCCUAAAAAAUGUAGCUGCCUUCAGGAAGGAAUUGUGGAUUGUGGAGGGUUUUCUCUGAAAGAAUUUCCCAUUGAUAUACCAGAACAGACCAGCCACCUUUCCUUGCAGAACAAUCAGAUAGAAGAAAUUUUCCCAGAAGAACUUGCACGUCUUUACGGCCUUGAAACUCUCAACUUACAAAACAACAGGCUCACUUCCAAAGGACUUCCAGAGGAAGCAUUUGAACAACUGGAAAAUCUGAAUUAUUUGUACCUUGCAAAUAAUCAGCUCACGGUGGCUCCAAAAUUUCUCCCAAGUACCUUGAUCAGUGCAGACUUUGCUGCCAAUAAUCUCACUAAGAUUUAUGAGCUCACAUUUGGACAGAAGCCAAACUUGAGGUCAGUGUACCUCCAUAACAACAAACUUGAAGAUUCUGGGUUACCAGAAAGCAUGUUCAAUGGGUCUAGCAAUGUGGAAGUAUUGAUUAUGUCUAGCAAUUUCUUAAAAUAUGUUCCAAAGAAUCUACCACGAGCACUAUAUAAGCUACACCUAAAGAACAACAAGUUGGAGAAGAUUCCCAAAGGAGCCUUCACUGAACUCUCAGGACUUCGAGAACUAUAUCUGCAGAAUAACAAAUUAACAAAUGAGGGAAUGGACAAUGAAACCUUCUGGAAACUUUCAAGCCUUGAGUACCUGGAUUUGUCCAGCAAUAAUCUUUCCCUCAUCCCAAGUGGCCUACCUCGAAACAUUGUCCUUCUCCACUUAGAGAAGAAUGCAAUCAAAACAAUUGGCAAGGAUGUCUUGACCCAAAUUAAGAAUAUGGAAUACUUACUGCUUCACAAUAACAAACUGAAGGCCAGUGGGAUUGAUCCACUGGCUUUUCAUGGCCUGAAGAAGUUGCACACUGUCCACUUGUACAACAAUCAGCUGGACAGGAUUCCAAGUGGGCUGCCCAGACGAGUGAAAACUCUGAUGCUUCUUCACAAUCAGAUCUCAGAAAUUAACAGGAAUGAUUUUGCUUACACAUAUUUUAUGGAGGACCUAAACCUGAGUUAUAAUAAAAUAACCAGCUCAAAGAUUCAUCGGGAGGCCUUCCGCAAGCUGAGGCUGCUUAAGUCCUUAGAUCUUUCAGGCAAUAACCUGCACACCUUGCCUUAUGGCUUCCCAAAGAACCUGCACAGCCUUAAGCUGAAAGUAAAUGAGAUCAGCUCCAUUCCUAGGGGGACUCUGUCUGGAAUGUCAAAGCUACAGGAGCUCUACCUCAGCAACAACAAGCUAAAAGUCAGUUCGGUUCACAGUGAAUCAUGGAGGGACCUCACCAGUCUCAAGAUAUUAGACAUGGCUGGCAAUCAACUGACGGCUAUUCCAUCUGAUUUACCUGAAUCUCUAGAAUAUCUGUACCUUCAGAACAACAAAAUCACCACAGUGCCAGAGGAUGCCUUUGAUUCCACACCCAACAUAAAGGGAAUUUAUCUCAGGUUUAACAAGAUUGCAUUCAAUGCAGUAAAAGAAAGCACAUUCCAAAGACUGAAGCAUCUGCAAGUGCUGGAUAUUGAAGGAAACUUUGAAUUUAGUGAUUCUCUGAAGAAUGAGGAUGAUUCAGAUGAAGAAAUGGAAGAAGAUGAAGAAGAGGAAGAACAGGAUGUGGAGGAAUAAUGAACACAGACAUUGACUGAAUCAAGCAUAUCACAUGGUAGAUAAUUACUUUUAAUGGUUUGGAUGGGGGCACUAGCUGUACUACCCUUUAAUUUUAACUGGUCUUUUAUGGUUACUUCAGCUAAUACACAAAAAUCAAUUCAUGACUUAUCCUAGGAGUUGCUAAGCUGGCAAAUAAAUGUCUAGGAUGGAGCAUAAAUCUGUGCAAAUGUAAUAUUAUAAUUGGUGAUAACACAAGAUGAGCCAGGGUGUUAUGGAGGAAGAGCAAUAUCUACACAAGCAUAAUAGUAUCAAGAUCCUGGUGGCUUUCUGUUGAGCUCAAUAAACUCAUGCUGUCCACAUGGUGCCACAGAUUGGCUGUGCACUGGCUGUGCUCAUACUAUUUUCCAUUCUGAAUCUUACAUCUUGGAUGUGCAUUCAAUGAACAACCAAGUUGUGGGAUAUUGUGGGAUAUUGGGCAGUUACACACUCCCAGCCUAGUCUGUCUCAUAGGAGUUUUGUGAGUGUAAAACUGGGAAGUAAGAACUAUGUAUUUUGUUAUAAUGAUUUCCCUUUAUAUAUUUUUUGGCUGAGCUGCCCCUUUUCUUUCUUCUUUGUUUUUCAGUCUGCCCCACCCAGUUGUUUACAUGUAUAUGGCUAUAUGCUGACCCAGCCUAAGGAACUGAGGGACGGGUGUGUGCUUUAAUGGGUGGCUUUAAAAAAAGGUUUUGAAGUAUUUAAAGACUUUGGCUACAUGUUUCUAGCUGUUACUGAUCCUGGGCUGUUGGGCUGAACGUGCUUUAUAAAAUUCUAGCCCUGUCUGCCAUAAGAUCCUUGGCUUAGGCUAAUUACAUUUUGAUUAGUAGGUGCCACUGUCAUUAUUUAUUUCUGAUUUCAUGUUUUGCAGGAAGUCAUGCAGCAAAUGACAUGUAUCUCUGUGUUCGUGUAUUGGCAUAUACCUGUAUCUUUCUAGAUAUACAGAGAGCAUUUAGCAGAAAGUGCAGUGAAUUACAUGCAGGUGGUUGGCUCCAGUGAGGCUUGGCCAGGCCAGUUGCUGAAGACAGUCUGCUAAUGCUGGGGAAACCCACAGCACCAUUCCAAAUCUACUCCAUCUUUUCCAAGAACUUCCUAGAUUAUAAGGGAUGGGGUGAGGAAUAUGCAAAAGCUGGCUUUUGUUUCCCUUCUUGCACUUCCCUGUUUUGACCUGUAAAAAAAAAAGGUUAUACUUUUUUAGCGCAAUUGCCUCCACAUAAUAUCUCUUUGUCGCUGUGUUUAAAUGAACCACUGUAUACUUUUCAAUAUAUAUAUAUAUAUGGGUUUGAAAAGAAAUCAUAUUACGGCUGGAUCCCAUUUAUAAUUUAUCCGUAUUCCCAAAGCCUGAGAUAUGCAUCCACCUUUAUCAAGAUUUAAAAUAUCAAAUUAUUAUGUGUUAUGAAAAUAAAAAUAUAUUUUUGCCUUUGAGAGGC